Messenger RNA from Magallana angulata, 6483 nucleotides. Its product is annotated as chitin synthase chs-2-like. NCBI's taxonomy places the organism in Eukaryota, Metazoa, Mollusca, Bivalvia, Ostreida, Ostreidae. Gene Ontology annotation, cellular component: cell periphery; cell septum. The transcript has 24 exons. Gene Ontology annotation, molecular function: chitin synthase activity. The record is from RefSeq and is a predicted model, not a curated record. Bases 194 to 4972 code for a protein of 1592 amino acids.
CGUGUUAUUAUGAACCCCGACGCUUGUAGAAUCUUGCGUGAAGUUAAUUGCAAUGUUACUAGGGUAUUUAAAACCAACUUAAACUUAGAUCUACUUCAGAGAUCCGAGAAACAGCUUAGAUUAACAUAGAUCUCCACAUCAAUGAAACACUGAGGUUGGUUUCUGUUAAUAAUAACCAAAAGGAGCUUAAAUCAUGAUAAACCUGGAGUCAUCGGAGAAAAGCAGGAAAGACAAAUCUUCGCGUUUCCUGACUGUCUCGGCUCGUCUUUUUUGUUCAUUUCUGUUUCUCACCAUAUCUACCAGCAAUGGAUUUGCAACUAUAUUAUUUUAUAUAAUGGUUGGCCAACUAAAUCCUGUCUCAAACGCUCAGACAUCGCAUAAUAAAAGUUAUUAUUCCAACAUUAGUUCUAAUGUUUUGACUGACACAAAUAUGGUACAUACCUCCUGGGUGUUGGCUAUUAUACUAAGUCUUGCAUCUCCACAAGUAUACACAAUUCUAUCAUGUUGUUGGAUGAAAUGUCAUAAAAGAACUAACAAGAAGAAAACAGAUGGCAAUGGAACUGAAAACACAAACGAGGACAGCAACAAUAACGAUGACAAACGUAGAAGAUGUAAAGACUGGGUAUUAGUGAUAUCAUUCAGCAUUAAAGCAGCAAUAUGGACAUUAUUCAUUUUUUGUUAUUUACCAAGGGUUGACGCAGUGACAGGGUUUUCGACUGUAAUACUUUUACAAACCAUGUUAAUUAUGUCCCCCCAAUUUAUUAACAGACGCUUAGGUACAAAAUAUGACAACGUCAUACGAAUAAUUGCUUGCAUAGUGUGUUUUUCAAUGUUUGUCGCUAUCAUUCUGAUUCAGCUACUGAAUAGCACAAUGGGUACGGCGGAUAAAGUAACAACAUCUGUGGCAUUUCUCAAUAUGUUGGUAGCAAUCAUAGAAGUGGCGGUGCCACUCUGUAAUUGUAUGAAUAGAGUCGCGCCUUGUGCAAGUUAUUUGUACGACCAAAGUACAUCUAAUGCGUUCAGAAAAGAUAGGGGAAAGUUUCACAUCGCAGUAUCAAUUGUUCAGUUGGGUGUAAUAGUUUUAUUUGCGGCCAUUGCCUGUACUAUAUAUUGUGAACAACCCUUUGGUAUUUUCAAACCGACCAUGAAAUGUCGUUACGGAGACUAUGACACUUAUUUCACAUGGGAUGGAGACCCUACAGAACCAAUCUUGUUUGCAGUUCUGAUAAUUUUGUUUUCGUUUGUCUGCUUGAAAAUGUGUUACUACGCAUGUGCCAUCAACGUACAAGUGUACUGUUGUUAUGUUCCUUUGCUUCUGAGCACAGUUCUGACAUUAGUGCCGAUGAUAUACUUCUCACUUUUUGAGACAACCAUAUUCGGUUACAUAAUAUUGCCCAACAAGUUCAAAGAGGAAAUUGAGAUGUCAGUACAACUAUCAAUACCUGUUUCUGCAGCAGCUGUCGCUAUUCUUUGCGUUUUACUACUGGUUUUUAAUCAUAGAAAAAACCUGGUAAAACGAAUGGAAGAACAAGAAAGAUUCUUUCGCUAUCCAUAUUUUCAAUCAGUUGGAAUAGGAUUGUCCAUACUUCAGAGUCGAGUAUCUUACUUGAGCAACCUGGAAGAUCAAUAUAGAACAGACAGUACUAGAAAUGGAAACAAUACAACAAAGAGGCAUAUAUACGUCUGUUCUACGAUGAUGCGUGAACGUAAAAAAGAAAUGAAGAAAUUGGUGUCGUCAAUAUUACGACUACAAAGAAAUUCUUCGGAUGAAUGUACGUAUGAAGCACAUAUAAUCUUUGAUGAUGCUUUCAAUGAAGAGCAGCCAAACGAAUACGUCAAGCGCUUGGAAAAGGUGAUAGAAAAAGAUUUACAACAAAAUGCAAGCCAAUCCCAACAAAAUAAUACAAAUCAACAACAGAAUAGCCAAUCUCAGCAAAAUGAUAGCUGGUAUCAAAAAAUUGAAUAUCCUACACCUUACGGAUGUAAAUAUGAAUACUUAAAGAAGGAAGAGCAGGAAUAUACACCUUUAAUAUCUGUGCAUUUAAAAAACAAGAACAAAAUACGGAUGAAGAAACGCUGGAGCCAGGUCAUGUACAUGCUCUUUUUUCUGAGGUUCAAGCAAAAAAGGGAGGAUUUAGACAAUUGUUUUAUUCUAACUCUUGAUGGAGAUGUCGAUUUUGAACCAAAAGCAGUAGAACGUUUGAAAGAAUUGUUAGACAGAGACAGUCAUGUUGGCGCUGCAUGUGGACGCAUUUUUCCAGAAGGGAUGGGCCCGAUGAUAUGGUACCAAAAGUUUGAGUACGCGGCGAGUCAUUGGCUGCAAAAGUCCACUGAACAUGUGUAUGGAUGUUGUUUGUGCUCACCCGGCUGCUUCAGUCUUUUUCGUGGCAGUGCCCUUGACGAAGUGCUUGAUACCUACACAAAGAAACCAAAAAAGGCCCUUCAUCAUAUCCAAUACGAUCUCGGCGAGGAUAGGUGGCUUUGCACUCUGUUAUUAAAACAAGGAUAUAAGGUAGAAUAUAUGUCUGCAGCUACUGCCAAAACAUUUGCCCCACAGACAUUUCUAGAAUUUUGUAAACAAAGACGGCGCUGGACACCUUCAACGUUAGCAAACAUUUUGGACGUCAUAUGGCUGAAAAGCAAGGAGGUUCGGCAAAUGAACCCUUACAUCAAUAAACUUUAUCUCCUUUAUCAGACGUACCUGUUAGUGUCCUCUGUCGUCACUCCUGGGACCAUCUUUCUGGUCAUUGUCGGGGCGUUAGUCACAGCUUUUCCCGAAUUGCCUCUGUGGGUGGCUCUCCUGUUGAAUGUUAUACCAAUAGCAAUCCUAAUGAUCAUUUGUGUAAUGACUGAUAAGGACGAAAUUCCUAUUUACUACAGUGGUGUUUUGUCUACUGUAUACAGUCUACUUAUGAUUGUUCUACUAAUUGGGCUCAUAAUAGAGGCGAAGCAGAGUGAUUUCUGCUCGAUUUCAACUUUUUUCUUCGCAUUUGUGGUUGGAGUGUUUUUUCUCUCUGCAAUGCUUCAUCCGACGGAAUUUAAAUAUAUAUGCUACGGAGCAAUGUAUUUCUUUGCCGUGCCGGCAGUGAGCAUGAUAUUAGUCAUAUAUAUUCUUGGGAGCUUACACAUACUGAGAUGGGGCACGCGAGAAAAACGAUCAGACUACGUCAUUGAUGACGACAAGUUAUCUUUAUUGGAUAGAUGUUGUGGUCGACAGAGAGAUGAAAGAGGUGCAGAUGAGUUUUUGUUGCUUUGUAACGAGUCAAACUCCCCUGUCGGUAAAAAAAUAGAAAUUAGAUGCAAUCGGCGAGUGCCACCAUAUUGUAAUGUUGUAUGGAAAAAAGAUGCGAGAGAGAUCAACAACAAUGACAGACGUAUAGAUAUGGUUAACUAUGGGUUUCCUAAACUCGUUAUCAACAAUGCAAAGAGCAGUGACUCGGGAUCCUACACUUGUGACGUCACUCAGAUAUCUGGUGGUCAAAUCGAAUUCAAACCUUGUAAUGUGGCUAUUAAGGGCAAAAAAGGCAAAGAAGCUGUUCGAUUAUCAACCAACUCCGGAACUAACACAAUAGUAGAGGGUCAUGAUGACGAGAUAGUGUGCAAGAUAUCGGAGAAUAUAGAUAACGAAACCAUAUGGAAGAAGGACAGCACGAUAAUAUCCGUGGAAGAUAACAAAUAUCCCAUUAAAGAUGCAACGAAAUCCAUGGCAGGAACAUAUUCGUGUGAAGUGAAAUUCAAGCUAUCUGAGGAUUCAAUUACCAUAGGAAAAUCAAAAGUGGAAAAAGAAGGACAUUACAUAACCUUUAAACCAAGAGACAGUCAACAAGGAGAAGGGUCGAAUGACAUUUCUGUGGUAUGGAAAAUUGAUGACAAAACAACUGAACACUUUGGAAAUUCUGUGGAAAUCGAUGAGGAAACCAAUUUAAAAAUUGACAUAGACAACUGGAACACGGAUAAAUUCAAUGUGUCUCGCACUGUAAAAAACAAAAGGAUUAAUAUAACGGACAAGUUUGAAAUUUGUAAACAAAAUGGAAAGUUUAAAAUAACAGAGAAAAGUUAUAAGAGGAUCUUAAAGAGUUUGAGAAAUGUUCUAAUAGACUCUGAAAUAACAUGGAAAGAAAAUGAUACAAAUAUUGACGACAUUCAAGAGGCAGUAGUUAAGCAGAAAAAGAAGACGGGGAAUAUUACUAUAACAGAUCCAAAAAAGGAAAAUUGCACGUACACGUGUGCUAUAAAGCACCAACCAAAGUCUGACAGCAUUGCAAUUGAAAUAGUCAAGCCCUCGCUUAUAAUGGAGGGUCCUGAUCUUAUAUUGUUAGACUUAAACAAUUCUGAGCCAAACAAUGGUGCUAUAAAAGAAAUUACAUGCAAAACUACCGCAAAAAAAUUGAAAGACGUGAAAUGGAAGAAAGAUAAUGCAGAAAUCAACACCGAAGACCAAAACCAAAGCCUUUCUCUGAAAAUUGAGAAUGCAAACCGAAAACACGCUGGGAGAUAUACAUGCAGAAUAGAAACUUCAACGGGGACUGUAUUAGAAGCAUCGAAGUCUAUAGGAUGUGAGUUAGAUUUUAAUGAGACAGAAGAAUGGCAUAAGUUGAUAAAAGAAUAUUUAUCUCCGGACGAAGAAAGCUUCGAAAAACAGAAAGAAGUCCAUGAACUGAUGCUAUCACUUAGAAACAACGUGUACUUCCUCUUUUUUCUCAUUAACGCCCUUUUUGUAACGUCAAUUUUUAUGAUGACCCAAGUUAACGAAUUCAAAGGAAAUAUCCAAAUUUCUAUACCGUGUCCAAAUAAAGAUGGAAUGUUUGAAGUGGAACCAAUAUCCAUGAUUUUCAUUUUCACUUUUGGACUGACUUUACUUCUUCAACUGAUUGGGAUGGUGAUUCAUCGUUUUAACACCUUUCUUCACCUUGCUUACGACAUAUUUUCUCACAAAGGUGUCAGUCAAACAGCUCAACAUGAAAAUGCUUGAGAAUUCAACUUGUUCUGAAUAUCUUAGGAUGAUAAAACUCAUUCUUUGAUUCUUUAUCCACUAGAAAUCAUUCUCAAUUUACUAUUGUCAACAUCAUUAUGAACAAGAAGCAGUUGAAGAUGCAACGAUAAAAAGGAGUGUAUAUAGUUACCUUUCACAUCUCAUGUAUAUAGUUAUAUAAAUAUAAUAUCAAUAUCACCGAUAAUUGUAGAUAAUUUGAGAGUGAAUGAAAGAGUCAUCAUUAGAAUGAAUAAUGACUUAUUGUAGAAAUAAGAAGAGGUAAUGUAUCGGCCAUGAUAAAAAAAACAUAAUAUUUUUGUGCUUAAACUAGUACAUGUAAAUUCCAGUGCUACAAGACAUAUUCUGUAACUGCCAAUAGAAAAAAGAUUCAGUACAUUUAUUGAUACUUUAAUGUACCGUGUGAGGUGAAUAAGGUGCUUGGUGUCUAAAAUAUGUUCAUUAUUUUGUUUGAAAUGACCCAGGCAAUAUAUGAUAUUUAUUUAAUCACGUGACCAAACCGAAUUGAUAUCCCCAUCAAAGAAUGAUUUCUUAUACAAUACUAUAAUCAUUGUCAAACAUUAUGGUAUAAAAACUCACAGCGUUAAAAAUAUAUGAAUAAUGUUCAUAAAACAAUAAAUUAAAACUAUCAUUAUCUUGAGUAUGAUAAAUGGGCAGCGCUUUAUUGAAUCUGUUCUAAAUGAAUGACCUUGAUCAAUACACUAUGUAUACGUUAAAUGCGUAUUCACUUCAUUACACUGCAAACUUUGUAUUAAAAAAUAAUUAUGUAAUAAUAAAUAUGGUGUAUGUUCUUUAUACGUUAAUAAAUGAAUCGCACUGUGGAAUUCAGACGUUAAACAAAAUUAUAAGAUGUUUUACCAAGUAAUUUAUAAAACGCAGAGAUUUGUGUGAACAUUAUUAGAGGCCAAUUGGAGUUCUGUUGUGUUGUUGUAGUUUUGUUGUUCUCAUUGGUACCAUUAACCACCAUUGCUAUGUAUUUAUUACUUUUCUUCCUUUUGAACAUAGCCAUAAUAUUCUGCAAGUAAAUCAUUUUCUUUAUGUUUAGACCAACUGUGUGCCUAUAUAUCUUUAUUCAUGUUGAUGAUAGUUUUUUCAAACAAAACCUUAAAAGCCGUAUUACUUUCUAUAUCAUUUUACAUUUUGUUGUAUCCACAAUGUAGCUAUAAUAGAUAAAUAUAUUUACGUGUGUUAAAUUCUUUGUUUGAUUUCCUUUUAUGUAAUCUUUUUUUAAAUCUCAAUUAGUCAUUUUAUGAAUGCAUUUAAACAACAUGUACUUUGCAAAGCAGUUUUCAAAUCAUUGCCUCUGCAUUCUUUGUACCUUUUUAUAUACAUUUAUAUGCAACCUGUUUUUGCCACUGCCCUAAUCCCGAGAACACUUUGUUCAAAUACUGAGUAAACGUCAAGGGUUUAUGUGCCAGAUUGUAUAAAAUCGAUUAUAAAUAUGUAACUCGUGUGUUUGUCUUCAGGAGAUAUUGGUAUUUCUAAUAAAUAUA